GCUGGCGUCUCUUCCGGCCUUUUAGUUUUGGCGUGUCGCUGCAGCAAGAAGGGCAAGAGCGUUUUUCUCUGCAAGUUUCUCAAAAAUACUUCUUUUGUUACCGCGUAGUGUUGAAUUGAGAGCGUGAGAAGAGAUGGCCGAUCAGGAGUUCGACAUGAACGGUGAGGAUUUCUCGCAAGAUGUGAGGCCAAGUGACGACGAACAAAUGAAUGGUGACCAAGCCGGUGAUGGUGGCAACAAUGUUGGAAAUGGAAGCGCUGCCGAGGCCCCUGGACGCGAUGACGACAGAAAACUUUUCGUUGGCGGUCUGAGCUGGGAAACCACGGAGAAGGAGCUUCGCGAGCACUUUGGACAAUAUGGUGAAAUCGAGAGCAUAAAUGUGAAGACAGAUCCACAGACCGGACGGUCGCGUGGAUUCGCCUUCAUCGUGUAUGCAUCAGCUGACUCGAUUGAUAAGGUGACAGCAGCUGGGGAUCACAUCAUAAACAACAAGAAGGUUGAUCCCAAGAAGGCCAAGGCUCGCCAUGGAAAGAUCUUUGUCGGUGGACUGACAACAGAGAUCAGCGACGAUGAAAUCAAGACCUUCUUUGGGCAGUUUGGAAAUAUUGUCGAGAUGGAGAUGCCAUUCGACAAGCAGAAGAACCAGCGAAAGGGUUUCUGCUUCAUCACCUUUGAUUCUGAGCAGGUGGUGAGUGAGCUGCUGAAGACACCGAAGCAGACCAUCUCAGGAAAGGAGGUGGAUGUGAAGAAAGCCACACCAAAGCCAGAGAACAUGCCGAUGGGCAUGAUGCGCGGCGGUGGUCGCGGAGGCCGUGGAACUCGCGGUGGCCGAGGAGGCUCAUCAAACUCCUCGUCAGGUGGUUACGGCCAAGGUUGGGGCAAUCAGGGCUACGGCUAUGGCCAGGGAUACGGAUAUGGGGGCUAUGACAACUACGGGGGCGGCAACAACUACGACUACUACAGCGGCGGAUAUGGGGGCUAUGGCGGCUAUGAUUAUGCCGGAUAUGGAAACUAUGACUAUGGCUAUGGCGGUUAUGACGGAGGCUACGGGAAUGGCGGGCGCUCUGGAGGGCCACGGGGCAAAGGUGGAAACUACCAGGGUGGCAAGCAGCGAGGCGGCGGCGGUGGACGUCAGCAGAGGCACCAGCCCUACUAAGGAGGGGGCCGCGAGCGCGCCCCACGGAGUCCCUCUGGGCAUCUUUUCUUCAUUUUCAAGAGAAAGCAAGAGAGAAACAAUUACAUUUAAGAGACACACCCUCCCUUACAGAUUAAACAGAAGAAGAGUAAUAGUGGAAAGAUGAAGAGAGGAAGUUAGCAUUAUUAGGAGUGAAGUGAGAAAGAGAGAUCAACAAUUCAUAAAAAAAGAGUCUCUUGUGUGUAUUUCGUGAAUUAUUUACAGAUAAACAGGAGAGAAUAUUAAUAUUUUUUAACGCCUAGAAUGGAAGAUAUUCUUCAGUCUCAUUGAAUUUUUCUGUGUGUGUUGUAAAAUCUAAACGUUAAAUGAGAAAAUAGAGUAAUUAUAACAGAGAAGAUGGGAAAAACUGUAGAGAUUAAUUCAAUAGGAAUGUUUAAUUUCAAUGUGAUUUCAUGUUUGAAUGGAGAGGGUCUGAGGUCGAUCUGGAUGUGACCUCCCUCAAGAGUUCAAUUAUCUUGGCCUCCAUCCAUCCUCAUCAUUCCAUUACAGAAAGAAGAAACAAAAAAGGAAAGGAUACAGUUUCACUUCCAGAUUGCCCGCAGGAUUGCUAAAGCUACAAAUCCUCGCUCAUUUCUUUUUUUUUAUACGACAUUUUUCACUUAUUUAAUAUAGUAGCCCCACUCUGUUUGCCUUUAGGAUCCCCGGGGAGACCCGGAAAGUUUUAUGAUUCUCAUUUAGACACAAUGGAAGAGAUAUAGUGAAAAUGAUAAAAGUCCGUGUAAAAUCUGUUUUUAAGAUAAAUUGAGAUGAAGAACAAUAAAUAUAGUUCAACAUGUAGAAAAUAUUUUGUAAAGUCUUGCAUUAUUUUUUCACGUUCGUUGAAAAAGUAAAAAAAAAAAGAGUUCAAUAAAGUCUAGCUUUUAUUGAUGAGUAGUAAAAAAAAAGGACAAACACACUUGGAGAGAUUCUCUGGUUGGGUGUUUGAGAGAUUUUUGGUGUCCACGAGACUAUGCCGCUGAGCAAAGGAAUUAGGAAUGUAUUUCACAAUUUGUCCAUUUUACCUUGACAUACAUAAUUUCUCUGUUUUUUUUUUGCUAGCAUUUAAUGUGUACAAUUUAAGGAGCAAGGAUAGCCGUAAGAUUAACUUAAUUCUCUGAUACAAUUUUAGCAUUGGUAAUCAAGUUUUAUUCAAACUAACAUGUACUUUGAGACAUAAUAAAAACCACCAAUUUAAAUUCACA
Molecule: messenger RNA, 2376 nt
Organism: Phlebotomus argentipes
Lineage: Eukaryota; Metazoa; Arthropoda; Insecta; Diptera; Psychodidae
Gene: sqd
Product: RNA-binding protein squid
Exons: 7
Coding region: 134-1156 (340 amino acids)
Biological process (GO): regulation of gene expression
Cellular component (GO): nucleoplasm
Molecular function (GO): RNA binding
Source: RefSeq, a predicted model, not a curated record